Symbiodinium pilosum is the source of this 2262-nucleotide messenger RNA. NCBI's taxonomy places the organism in Eukaryota, Dinophyceae, Suessiales, Symbiodiniaceae. The record is from the annotation of a GenBank genome assembly.
GAAUGCAAGAAGGCCGUCAACAAUAUCCAGAAGAGGGAGGCCACGAAGACCGGCAAGAAAGGUGAUCGGUGGACACAAUGGCAGGAAGUCAAGAGAACUGGCGGCGCCACACUGAAUUCCAUCAUCAUGAGCUAUCGCGCCGAGUGCGCAGAGAGCAAGGGUCCUGGCAAACAACGCGGCUCCUUUGACUUCGCCCACCACUACGAAGAGCUGAAGUCCUCUGCAAGCGUCAAGACAGGCGACAGGUUGGUUUACAUGCCGCUCACCAAAUGGUUCAAGGUUGCCCAAGAGGAUCAAGGCCUGGACUGCAAGGAGGCAAAGAAAAUGUUGGAUCAGAAGAAGAAGACCCUCCCGCAGAACAGAUGGAAGAGAAACAUCAAUAAAGUCCUGCUUCUUCCCAUGCCUGCAGAGAGCUACAUCGUGGGUGAAAACUGCCAGUCUCAUGAGAAAGGGAUGCGUCUUCAAGGGAAGUCCGAAAAAAAGCCGACUGCGCAGAAGUUGGAAGGCAUGGAGAAGCUCGUCAGCGGCGGCCACUUCGGCUUCGGUGACCGUGCCUUUAAGCAAGUUGGCGGAGGUGAUCUUGCGGCGAACGCCCAAGCAGGGCUGUCAAUCAAUUUCGCUCCCGAUGGUGACUCCGUGUUUGGCAGUGGCAAGAACUUCCGCGACGCACCGAUGGCAGAGGCCACUGAGCUGAAGGGCAUCCACUCCACCAAGAAAAAAAGGGCCUCCUCCGCGGCAGAUGACUUGUUGCAGAAGAGCAGCGAGAAGGGGCCAAAGCCAGACGUUGACCCGGCUGCCGAUGACAAGGGCAGGAAGCGCAGGAAAGCAGGAUAUGACAUCGUCUCCAACCAGAACAAGAUGCUGCAGAAGAUCAAAAGCGACCUUGCCGAUGCCUUCACAACCGGCAUCAGGAAGGCCAUUGAGGAGUGCGAGAAGAGUUUGCAGGAGUACCAGGACAAGUACAGCCAGAGCCCGGGUGCCUCCUUCUUUGAUGGCUAUGUCAAGAUCGUCCUUGCCCGCAAGAGCCUUGCAAGUGCUGUGUUGAGCGUUGCGUCUGAUGGUCAACUUGCUUUGGCAACUUUGGUGGAGAAGCAGGUGAAGGACAAGCUUCUCUCCGCUGAAGAUGCUCUCACGACUCAUCUCCUGACUGUGGCAGUUGAGCAGAUGCGGACUAAAGCAGACGAGGCCAAGGAUGAGGACGGCAUCAAAAUGGUGGUCAAGGACUUGAAGAAUUGCGUGGCCAACUUCAAACGCUUGACUACAUCUGUGAUUCGUGCAGCCUCCGACCUCCAGAAGGCAAUCGUGCAGAAGAACAAGAAGGCAGAGGCUGACGUUGCCAAGAAGCGGAAGCAGGAGGAAGCCCAGAAGAAGAAAGACGUGAAGGAGAUGCAAAAGAGAGUCAAGCAAGGGCACAACGUAGAUGCUCUUCCUGGUCUCUGGGUUGAGGGUCCUUUGACUAAGUCCUUGUGCUCCCCCAUUCCCACCUUUGACGAUCUUGCAGCGGCGAAGAAGCAGUUCAAGGCCGGUGGAUGUUUGGAGAACGGAGAGCCAUACCUCCUCACUGCCAAGGGCGUUGAGACCGUUAAAGCAGAGCUGGGGAAGGACACCAUCAAAGGCUUCAUGCAGAUCUUCGAGACGCAGUUCCCUUUGAGCAAGCAGGCCAGGGAGAGAGGCCGCGUGCAAUCUGCCAUGAAGAUUGAUGGGGCCUGCAAACUCAAGGAAGCUUUGCUGUCCUUUGUCUCGGAUAAGCGCUCAGGCUUCAAGGCUGAAGGCCCCAAUGCCGAUAUGGAGCAGAUCAGCGCCUACGGCUUCACUGCUGCAAUGAAGUACUCAGGAGCUGAGCUGUUGGGGAUGAGCGCCAUCCGGUAUGCAGUGAAAGGUGAUCGGGAAAUUGUCCUUUGCAACGCCGCUACGUUGUGGCCCCUGAUCCGUGACAGCAACAGCGAGGAGGCGGCUCAGCUUUCUGCGGAGAAGGUUUUGACGUCCUUUUUGGGGGACAAGCUCAUGAGCGCUUCUCUCGAGGAUCCAUGGGCGACGACCUGCGGCAACAAAGAGGACGGCAAGAUCAUGUGGCGUGGUGUCGUGCCAGAGGGGUCCAUCUUUGUCGUGCCAGCCGGGGUCAUUCUGAUGGAGAGAUCGCUCAACAACAAGAUUUGCAUGGGCCUGAGGCUUUCUUUGGUUGACAAGUCCCAGUUCUCCAUUAAGAACCUCCAGACCUUGCUGGGCGUGCACUCCACCUAUGCCGAGAGUUCUGACAAGCUC